GUAAUCAAGUGGGACGGACAUUUAAACUCUUCAAAUUAGACAGGGGGUGUAGACCUGAAGCGAAGAAAAAGAAAAAGGUCUUCCGAAUAAGUGGCAGAGAACGAAUAAUGUGGUCGGGCACGCGCCCGUUGGUCGUAAUCGUCGAAUUGUGUACUUAGUAGCAGGAGAUGCCCGUGUGGUGGGGGACGCGGGAGCGAGCGCUCAGCAUGCGAGUGUGCUGCGUGACCACGGUGCUGGCGGCGCUCGCGCUGCGCUCCGCGGCUGAGUCGCCGCGCCGGUACCCUGAGUGGCGCGCCGGCGCCCGGAGCCGGGAACUCACUCACUCAGCUCCGCUCCACGACCUCUUUGAGCCUGAUCUGGCCGCCGAAGCGGACUCGCCGUAUGUGCCACGACAGCCUCCGCCCUUACCGCCAGGCGCGCUGCACAAGGAACGCCGCCGGGUUCGGAACAAUAAACGAGCUCCGCAUCAACUACCCUCAGAAAUCGCCAGUCAAAUGAUGCUACGAGCUUCUCGCUCCGGCCGACCUUAUGACGUACCCCAAAUAGAGUGCCCACCGGCGGCCGACGGCAUGGAGCGGUUUGCAUGUCCUACUCCGGACCGACAAGGCCGGUAUCGAUGCAUCGACGACCACGUGCUCUGCGACGGGUUCAUUGACUGUCCCAGCGGCGAGGAUGAAGACCGGCAGGCAUGCAUGUUCUACAAAACGACGAAGGCCCACCUGGACGUUCUGGCUGACGCGCUGUUGCGGUGGGCGCGCGGCCGCUAAUAACCGCAUUCCUCCCGGACCUGACCCCUUUACCGUUCCAAUACUCCGCCAGUGUUACACGGACUUCAGUUAAACAGAUGCUGGAAUUGUCGGGCUUGUGCUCAUAAAUUACCAGUGAAAGCUGCGAACUCCCACAAAUAAUAUUCGGGCGCAACCAGUCAUAAUUACUUGUACAUGAGUUGAACGUAAUAAAACAUAUCAAGUAGUGGUGCAACCGAUGCCAAAAACUUGGCCACGUGAAGUGUAGUGUAAGGUUUCCAACUGCGUGCGUGUGCGACCAGAGAGCUACAGGCGCGACGCAGACGCCGGUCGCCGAAAUGCGAACACUCGGCAGCUACGCGUCGACGAUAGGAAGUGAUACGACCUGGUUUCGUCCCAAUUAUACUUCUCCGCAGCUGAUUUAUUUUCCAUGUAAUUCGUACCUUCUAGCAUUUAUUAAACUAAAAUGUGAGACUGGUAGUCGACAUUGUUAGUCUUUAGAACAUAUACAUAAAUAUUUUAGUGUAAUAGUUCUUAAUUUGACGAACGUAAAUAUUUAUGUCGAUUUGUUACUGUACUUAUUCAUAUUAUGUAUUUAAUUGUACAUUAAGUUACAAACAUUCCUUAUUAUAAUGAGGGUUGUAAAGUAAAUAAGAAAUAUCUACAACGUGUACAUAUGUAUACCUAAUAUAUUUAUUUAUGUUUCAUUUAUGCCCGGUUUCUGAAAGUAGCAACCUGAUAGCAAAUUUUCAUUAGUUAUUGAUUCAACAAUGCUAGAUGAACAAUGCUAAAACAAGACUUUCGAUACAAAGAUAAGUGUUCAUAACUGCAAUACAUAUACUAAAGUUUUGGAAUCAAUAACCCCGUCGAAUACAUACACUACUGAUAAAGAACUUCAGAAAUUGGGUAUUAAUGUGUCGGCCUAUAAUUAAGCGGCUAUUGGCGUCAAAUUUUAAGACGAUUCUACGCAUCUUCAGUCACAGCCGAUGAAGCCGAUUUUCCUAUGUUAUGUUUCUGUGAUGAAUGUUAUUCCAAAAA
This is a messenger RNA of Manduca sexta (tobacco hornworm), 1784 nucleotides long. RefSeq lists its product as uncharacterized. The transcript has 3 exons. Gene Ontology annotation, biological process: positive regulation of MAPK cascade. Gene Ontology annotation, molecular function: protein binding; transmembrane receptor protein tyrosine kinase activator activity. Bases 168 to 767 code for a protein of 199 amino acids. Gene Ontology annotation, cellular component: terminal bouton. Lineage: Eukaryota; Metazoa; Arthropoda; Insecta; Lepidoptera; Sphingidae. The record is from RefSeq and is a predicted model, not a curated record.